AUGCUGCUGGCUCUGACGCAGGUUGCCGAUUCUGACCCGAAGGAUUAUGGAAAACAGCAUUUAUUUGGUGCCCGCGCCCUGAUUAACAAUAUGCUCCGUGAAAUAUCUAUGUCAACGAUCGAUAACCCUGUGGUGCGACUCUGUCUGGGAAUCUAUCUUUACUGGGACAUGUGCAGUUCAUUCUUGGUAGACCCAUGUGAACCACAGGGUCUCAACUUAUUUAACAUGUCCCUCGCGGUACACACGAUGGGAGACUGGCACCAUCCAAUGUACGGAACAUGUAGCCGACUUCUCCUUAUCAUAGCAAAUGUCGGACGAUAUUGCCGACAGAUACAUGAUAUGCCACAAAACCGCAACCCUAUGCAAGAAGUCAUGCUGGAGGCUCAGCUGCGCACAUGGACGACGAGUCCCCCCAAUGCUGACCUGGGCCACUUAUAUGAAGCGUUCCGCAACCACGGGCUCGUUUUCCUUUAUCGAUCUCGUGCACAUGCACAGAGAGGUUGUCCUAAGGAUCCGGAUGUGACUGAAGCACAAGAGUCUUUGAUCCUACAGUACGCCGAGGAGACAGUCCGCCAUCUGCUACUCACUCCAGCAUCCUCGUACUCCCUUAAUUUUCAAUCUCUCCCUCUUCUCGCAGCCGGAUCCGAAUUGAACGAGUCGAAUCACUUCUUGCGUGAUGAAGUGCGUGGCAGACUACGAGCCAUCUAUUCAAUGAAUCGCCUUCCCACAAAUCUAAUGGCCCUUCAACUCGUUGAAGAACUCUGGGAUGCCCGAGACCGUGGUAGCCCCUCCUUCUGGCUAUCACACACGCUGCAGAAGGAUUGGCGAUUGCUUCUAACAUGA
Messenger RNA from Aspergillus lentulus, 843 nucleotides. Its product is annotated as Zn(II)2Cys6 transcription factor. Gene Ontology annotation, cellular component: nucleus. Gene Ontology annotation, molecular function: zinc ion binding; DNA-binding transcription factor activity, RNA polymerase II-specific; transcription cis-regulatory region binding. The record is from RefSeq and is a predicted model, not a curated record. NCBI's taxonomy places the organism in Eukaryota, Fungi, Ascomycota, Eurotiomycetes, Eurotiales, Aspergillaceae. Gene Ontology annotation, biological process: positive regulation of transcription by RNA polymerase II.